GAUCGCAAAGGGCAUCUUACCAAGCGCAUGGUGGUGGAUUACCGGGCUGUGAGCAAGAACUUCAAGUCUAUCGCUUUUCGGAUGCCCGAUGCACUCCAGAUUUUCAAAAAUCUUGAAGGCGGAUAUUACUUUGGAGCGUGCGAUCUUGCGAUGGGCUACAAUCAAGUUGAACUUUCGGAACGGAUGCAACGUCUUCUCACUGUCGUAGGCCCAGAUGGCUGCUACUACCCUACCAGACUACCACUUGGUCCAUCUCCAGCUCCUGCAUUCUUUCAGCAACAAACAGCCAGUGCUUUUGAGGAUGUUGUGGACGGAGUCUUCAUCGAUGACUUGAUCUACAAGGGCAAAGAUUUUGCUGAGUUUCUCCGACGUAGUAAGGAGUUGUUUGAUCGAUGCGAGGCUACUGGAUUUACCCUGUCCCUGAAGAAGUCCGUCUUCGGUAAGAAGACAGUCGAGGUUCUCGGUUUCAACAUCAGCCAAGAAGGACGGACGCCUACACCAAAGAAGGCUGAACAGCUUCGAAACUGGCUGGAGCUCGAAAGCAAGGACGAUUUGGUCAGCCUGUUAGCGUUCGCAAACUACCUUCGGGAAUUCAUCCCCACCUACCAACGCAUCCGAGGUCCAUUGGCUCCUUACACGAAGAAACGCGGAAAGCCGUGGUCAGAUUUUUCUGGCGAUGUCGAAGCACAAGAUGCGCUGACGCAGCUGAAAAAAGGCAUAGCAGAUGAUGUCCCACUGACCAGCAUCGACUUCGAAGCAGCACACAAUUGGCGCAAAACUGGCCGUCCAGUGGUGGUUACGUGCGACGCAUCACGAUACGGCCGAAGCUAUGUCAUCUGCCAGGCAGCACGAGCAGGAGGACCACUACGACCUUGUGUCAUCAAGGGAGUAAGCUUCGAUGAGCAUCAGCAGGGAUGGAGCGUGCUGGAGCAAGAACUUAGUGCUGUGAAGCUCUUCUGCGAAGAUGGCUGGAAGUACGUUGAUGGACUUGAAAUCUUUCUUCUCUUCGACCACGAGAACCUCGAUCGAGUAGAUGACCUAGUGGGUAACCAACGUGUCCGCGACAAGAUACUAAGGUGGCUAGAGGUAGUACGGCAACGAUUAGAUUCUGGAGCAGUGCAUCGUGUUCACAUCAGUGGCACUAUCAAUGUUCUAGCGGACGCAGCUUCUCGGCAUCCA
Amoebophrya sp. A25 is the source of this 1179-nucleotide messenger RNA. The record is from the annotation of a GenBank genome assembly. NCBI's taxonomy places the organism in Eukaryota, Dinophyceae, Syndiniales, Amoebophryaceae.